This is a messenger RNA of Pelobates fuscus (common spadefoot toad), 1637 nucleotides long. It is a transcript of the gene SLC25A27, whose product is annotated as solute carrier family 25 member 27. Gene Ontology annotation, molecular function: transmembrane transporter activity. Bases 47 to 1003 code for a protein of 318 amino acids. The record is from RefSeq and is a predicted model, not a curated record. Gene Ontology annotation, biological process: transmembrane transport; response to cold. The transcript is spliced from 10 exons. Lineage: Eukaryota; Metazoa; Chordata; Amphibia; Anura; Pelobatidae.
GUGUGUCCAGGCAUGGCUGGCUGUAACGGUGUCUGAUCCCCGGGGAAUGGCAGCCGAGGAGAGGAGCCGGUCCCUGCCGGACGGGUGGCCCCGGAGCAGCAAGUUCGUCCUGUCUGCCUGUGCGGCUACAGCGGCCGAGCUGGUAACAUUUCCACUCGAUCUCACCAAGACCCGGCUGCAGAUUCAGGGUGAAGCUGCAUUAGAGCAACAUGGAACAGCACCAACUGUGCCUUACAGAGGGAUGGUAAGCACUGCGGCUGGCAUAGUACAAGAGGAAGGCUUACUAAAGCUUUGGCAAGGAGCCACACCUGCAGUGUACCGGCACAUAGUGUACUCUGGAGUUCGUAUGGUGGCCUAUGAGCAGAUCCGCGAUUCUAAACUUGGAAAAGGAGAUGAUGAGACAUUUUCUCUGUGGAAAGCUGUGGUAGCGGGGAUGACAGCUGGUGCUAUCGGGCAGUUUUUUGCCAGUCCCACAGAUCUGGUGAAAGUCCAGAUGCAAAUGGAAGGAAAGAGGAGGCUUGAAGGGAAACCACCGCGAGUUCGAGGGGUUUAUCAUGCAUUUGUGACAAUUGUGUCCAAAGGAGGAGUACGAGGAUUGUGGGCUGGCUGGGUUCCAAACGUUCAGAGGGCCGCUCUGGUAAAUAUGGGAGAUCUGACAACGUAUGACACAGUGAAACACUUCCUACUUCGAAACACUAAUCUAAAAGACAGUAUGUUGUGUCAUAGUAUUUCCAGCAUAUUUUCCGGUUUUGUGGCUGCUACACUAGGGACGCCAGCUGAUGUCAUCAAGACCAGGAUAAUGAAUCAACCUCGAGACAAGAAUGGAAGAGGAAUUCUGUAUAAAUCUUCUACUGACUGCUUCAUGCAAGCAGUACGCGGUGAAGGUUUAAUGUCUCUCUACAAAGGAUUUAUUCCCACAUGGAUGAGAAUGGCUCCCUGGUCAUUGGUGUUCUGGUUAACAUAUGAACAGAUCAGACGACUGGUGGGGGUUCAUUCGUUCUAAAACUAAUUAUGGGACAGAAAUGAAGAAAAAAAAAAAAAUCACGCAUAACCAAGUAUCUGCUCCAAUGAUUCAGGAAUCAAACUCAUUUAAAGAUGAGAAAUCUGGACCACUUUGAGAAGCACUGAAGAAAAAUACUUUCAAAAUUACGUUACGUUUCAGGAGAAUGGUCUACUCAGUACAAAUAAUAGAGGUUACAGAAAAUUCUUCAAUUAGGGGUUCUUUGAUAAUUUUGUGCUGCUAUGAGAUAGGUCACUAGACCAUUUUAUUUAUUUACAUGAACAAUUAACAUAGUUUGAUUGAAAUGAUUAUUUUUGCAUUUUUAUUUACACUUUUAAAAAGUUUAUUAUAAAACUGUAAAGAUGUUAUUUUGAAGAAUGCUCAUUCAUACAUGUCCUUAACCCCUUAAGGACCAAACAUCUGGAAUAAAAGGGAGUCUUGACAUGUCACACAUGUCAUGUGUCCUUAAGGGGUUAAAAUCACUGCAAGGACUAAAAUGUCCAAUGCUUCAAGGUUCUUGUCUCUCCUCAAUUUGUAGUAAGUUAGUGCCUAUAGUUGUGGAGAAGAGAUUGGGCAAUGUAAAAGGUACUCAGGAUAAUUUUUCAACUCAGUAAUUGUAAUGCUGGUACUUCACAGU